UUCUCCACCAUUCAGAACAUGACGUCUUGGCACAUAACACUGACAUAAGCCAGGGAGGGGCUGCCGCACACACUGAUAGAAAUGAAUGCAAAGAGCCAAAAGAACACUUCCUGUUGAUGCAAAAAAAUUGCAGCAGCAACUGUCUGACACAUCUGGACCGGAGAGGGGGGGAGGCCUGGCUGUAAGUGUACGCGAACUACUGAGGGGAAUGGACACCGUUUAAUGCUAAUCUGCAAUACGGCAGCCAGCAAACUGGAGAAACAGAUCCAAGAAAUGGACGACGGCAGCUACGUCGAGUUCGACGUGCCGGAGUUCAGUAACACUGUCCUGACCCAGCUCAACGAGCUGCGGCUGCAAGGGAAGUUGUGUGACAUCAUCGUUCACAUUCAGGGUCAGCCAUUUCGAGCCCACAAAGCCGUGCUGGCUGCGAGUUCGCCCUACUUCCGCGACCACUCGGCUCUCAGCACCAUGAGUGGCCUUUCCAUUUCGGUCAUCAAAAACCCGGAGGUUUUCGAGCAGCUCCUUUCGUUUUGCUACACAGGUCACAUGUCCCUGCAGCUCAAGGACAUUAUCAGUUUCCUCACGGCUGCCAGCUUCCUGCAGAUGCAGGCCAUCAUCGACAAGUGCACACAAAUCCUGGAGAGCCUCCACUCCAAGAUCAGCCUCCCGGUCGGCGCCUGCAGCCCAGAGAAGGACGACUCGCAGGCCAGCGGCAACGGCGUCAACGACAGCAGCCUCUUCGUGAACCCCACCCAGAUCUCCCCCCCUUACUACUCCCGGCAGACUCAGCCAGGGCACGAGGCGCGCUUUGAGCUGGCAGGAAAAGGCCGGGGCCGGCAGCAGCCCGAGGAAGGCCAGUCGGACCGCGGCAGCAGCGACAGCGUCUCUGAGCACGAGGCUCCCAUGGAGGCCGAGACGGAGCAAGUGGAACUGAUCGGCAAGGACGGGCAAGUGACAGACGUGCACGUGAAGAUAGAGAAGAUCGACAGGCCCACGUACUCGGACAGCUCCUCGGCCGGUGACGACGGCUACCACACGGAGCUGGUGGACGGCGAGCAGGUGCUGGCUGUCAGCGUGGGCUCCUACGGCCCUGUCAUCCAGUCCACUGCCUACUCUUACUCAGGCCUCUCCUCCCCGGGCUUUCUGAACCUCAGCAACUCCAGCCCCUCCCGCUCCUUGCUGAGUGGCUACAGAGGUGGACGGGCCAGGGCGAAGCGCCCGCUGGCCAUCCCGGCCGGGGUGCUGGGUCACAUCAAACCGGCCUCGGACCACAGCGAGCCGGCGACGGCGGCGGCCACGGGGUUGGAGAACGACGUGCGAGAGCGCAGCCUGCGGAGCCAGUGGUACCCGUACAACGAGAGACUCAUUUGCAUCUACUGCGGAAAGACCUUCAACCAGAAGGGGAGCCUGGAUCGCCACAUGCGCCUGCACAUGGGAAUCACGCCAUUCGUCUGCAAGUUCUGUGGCAAGAAGUACACGAGGAAGGACCAGCUGGAGUACCACAUCCGCGGCCACACGGACAACAAGCCCUUCCACUGUCAGAUCUGUGGCAAAUGCUUCCCAUUCCAGGGCACCCUCAACCAGCACCUGAGGAAGAAGCACUUGGGAGCGUCGGAAGGGAGCAACCACAUAGACUCUCCGGAGACGGCGGAGGGCGGCUCGGGUCCGAAGGAGCAGGAGGAUGCGGCCGAGGCGAUGGCCUUAGAGGCGCAAUAUGCAGAAGAGGCACCAGCUGCUGAUACGGAGGAGAGUUCAAAAUGCAGUCCGGAGGAGGCUCAAGCAUCAAGAUGUGAUUUUUAGCUCCUGCUCCUGUUUAUGGGAGCUUUACAAAUGUUUAUCUUAAAACUUAUCUUUUUUUGUUCAAUCAGCUCCCUCUACUAUAGACUUUUUUUUGCGCCACAGGGUUUUUUUUUGGUUCAAUUUUCUGAAAGUUAGAUGUUGAAUGCAGAGAUUUAAUGGGUGCUUCAUAGAAAUUUGAUUCUUUCAAGCAAAGGGAGUAACAACUUACUAUUUUUGAGGAGGUCCCAAUAAUCAAGACCCCUUAAUUGAUUUCUCUUUUUAUCGUUCCAUGUUUUUUAAAACACAUUUACAGAGUUAUAUAGGCAUGUUGCAAUAAUUGAUAAUGUGAAAGCUCUGGUAAGAUGCUUGUCAUAUCACCUUUUUACCUGACCCGUUUUUGCACAUGUGGCCGCAGGAGGUCACCUACUCACAAGGAAUGAUUUUUCUGCCAGUGCAAAGCUUCGUGUGACAUAUCCGCUCAAUACCUCAUGAUGCAACUACAUACUCAUAACAGACAGUAUUUUAACUUCAAUGAAACUCACCAGGUUCUACCUCAUAGCCAAGAACCUACCAGGCACAGAUGUGUUCUCCGUUUUUUUAUUUUUUAGUUUGUGUGUGCAUUAUCUUAUUGCCAAAACCCUGUAAAGAAUAUUCUCUCAACACAAAGCCUUGAUACUUGGGGGAAAUAUUCCUUGCUGAUUGUCUGGAUCCGGGUCGCGGCCCUUGAAACACGCCUCGUGGUCAGCCAGGAUUAAGAAGGUGCUAUGUUUGGAGCGCAGACGAUCUUCGCUAGCUUUCCUUUGUUUGUUUGUCGGCAAACGCAGACAAUGGAGUUCCGGGACGGCCGCGGCAUAUCGCCGUUGUUUCGCUGUCUUUUCGAACGUUUGUUCCACACGACCCUCAAUAAGUGUGUCUCUUAUCACUACGGGAGAUGUCUCUCUCUCCGUUGGCCAAAGGGCGGUUCUCGACGACGGUCGCCCAUGUGAUGGGCGACCGUCGUCCCACCGCGCUGUCGUUUGUAUUCCUCUCCACUCUGAUGGCUGACUUACAGUAUACUUCAUUAUUGUGUGUGUAAAUUGUUCAGUCCCGAGGUCAGCUUUUAGGUUAGCGCUCCGUGUGCGUCUGAAACUCGAGUACAACUCAUUGUCAACUCGGCACAACACCAACGGCUCCGUACUAGUCUGACUAAUAUGCAAAGAGAAAGAACUAAAGGAAUCUCAGCCAUUUCGACAUGGUUCUCACCCAUUAUUUGUGAAGAGCUAUUGGUUUGUGUCCUCUUUGUCUUUCUUUCUUUUUGUCCUAGCUUUUCAUGAUGGGACUAUUGAUCUGUGAUCUUUGUUCUCUGUAUCAGUCGGAGGUCAAAACGCCGACUUGAAACAAAACGUCCUCGUUUGUCGACGCUGCUCCGUGAUGCUCACGUGGACGGGGGAAAUGUUGGUAGAGGCAGCCGCUGAUCCAAAGUAUUGAUGCACUUUGCAGGGUUUAGUGGCGGCGGCGGCGGCGGGAGGCCGCUGAGAAGACGCGCUCAUUUCAGUUUUAAUGCCGAUGCAGUAGUGUCCGAGUAGAACUAGUUUAAAGCAGCGAGACUCUGCGAUCACAUGAAUACUAUUGGCUUCACGUCACGCAUGCUGGAGCGCAUUUUAUCCAUACUGUUUGAACCGUGGGGGAUCGGGGACGGGGGUGUUUUAGUAUAUAUAGAGACUUGGGUUUAAUGCCAUUGGGAUUUAAAGGAAUCUGCUUUCUCAUUAAGUACACAUAAGGCCUGAAUACUUAUCUUGUCUUGCUCUCCUGCUUUCCUAUCAGCCAUCCGGCUGUUUCAUAACCUCUUCUGAAAGAGCGCCUGCUAUAGGCUUGUAUUUCGUCCCACGCGCUCCACGCUGAAUCUGUGUCAAUGAAUUGGUUUUUACUAUUUCACGGUUUUGCGUAUGAUUUUUCUGGCGUGCGUCCGGCAGUUGAACGUUGUGUUCUUGUCGCUUACGUCCGUUGUUCCUUUUCCUUUCCACUGAAUGUGCGGCCGUUGUCUUCACUCGUCGACAGUUCAGAAAGCAAAACCAAAAUGUGGGGGAGAUGUUGCAGAAACCGGUUUAGCUAGCUUUCCUUUAUCUUUGUACGUAAGGAUUUCUCUCACGCUGCUGCGCGGCAGAAUGUCUCCUUUUGGGCUUUCCGGUUAACGUUUCCGUCGAGCGCUGAUCCGACCUCAUCCAAAUCAGCAGCUGACUAAUUACAAUCUGCCCACCGAGCAAAAGAAAGGACUGAAUGUUGCCGCAGCGUGUUGUCGUUUUUUUUUUUGUGAGUAAUGGGUACAAACUUUGUGCCAAGAGUUCACGCCAAAGAAUUAAGGGUGAUUUGUAACCAUACACUUUGACUGUAAAGCAUAAGUGAAUGCUCAUUUGGAAGACUUAAUAAAUUUAAUGUAGAACUAGUUCAUCGCCAUUUGUAAGGAAUGUACGUUUCACAGCUUUAUAACAAUCACUCGUAUAAAUUUUAACAAUUUGCUAAGACGACAUUAGGUGGUGAAGUCAUAAAUAACAUAAUAUAUUAAGCCAUACAAAAGCUGAUGCUAUAAAAGGUGUGCAAUAAUAGUAUUGUAAUUGUUUAAAGCCAAUGUAAACAAAAGAGAGAAAAUACUUCUCAAAAAGUGGCAUCUUGAAUUUAGUGCCUUGCUUUACAUUUUAGAUUCUGGCACUUAGAUCGCUGUGCCUCCUUCAUUGUGUAUCGGAUUGAAUAGAGAGAUUAUAAUAUAAUAUCCCCACAGAAAGAAAUGACUUCAUGUCAUUCUUGUCCAUGUUGUUGUAUUUUCAGUUCAAGUCCUGCUCCCUGUUUUUUUUGCUCUUUCGUCAUUUAACCGUUUUGUUCUUUUUAAUGUCACAGAAUGAAUUUUGAGGCUUAACUGAUUUUGUAGCAAAUGAUUACAAUCAACGGAGGCGGAUUUGUUCUCCGCAGGACGCUGCUGCGUGUUUAGAGACGACACUGUAUCCCUCCUCUGUAACCACUGAGGACAAUGCUGACGACGUACGGCAGUUUCAGGCAUGUCAAUGCACGAGAGCCUCAGAUCGAUUCGUCUCUGUUCACUCAGGCCGCCGGUCGUGGGAACAGCGUGCGUGUUUAGCAGAGAAUAGACUACACGGAAGAAGCUCACCGCCCAUAUAAUGUAGCCAAAUUGCUCCAUCACAAAAUUGUAUUAAAAUGCCAAUGAAUAAUUCUGUAACUUUUGUAUUUGUGCACUUACAGUUUAUUUUUAUUUUAGUAAAUACCAAUUCCAUGUAGGAAAAAAAAGUUUAUCUCCGUAGUUACCCGUAAGGGGUUUGGCGACAAAGCCCUCAAAUCGUUGUGUUAGGGACCUUUUACCCCUCAAAUGGUGCUUUUAGAAUUGAGUUGGUUUUUUUUACAAGUCCAUAUAAUCAUCUUAGGUGGAUGGAGGGGAGAUUCUUUAGAUGCUUUUCAUGAACUGUAGUUACUUAUGUGAUACACACCUACAACUAACUGAACUUGACACACACUCGAAUCGGCUUUGUGACCUCUUAGUUCCACUUCUGAGAGGAACAGGAGAUGCAUUGUGGGCCACAAGUAAUCAAAAGGAAGUGUUUACAGGGAAGGCUGUCAGACUACUUUUUGAAAUUGCAGCUCGUCCUAUUCUUUUUAUAAUAAACUCACUUCAGGUAGUUUACAAACACUGAUACAGGCUUAAACAAAAAAAUCUUAAGUCUUCCAUAGCUUUUCUGUCAGUUUCUGUCCACUGUGUAUUAUAAGAAAAAAGCAAUAACCUUUUUAAAAGCGGUGCAUCGAGAUCAUCAAGUCUAGUGAAAUUUCGGCCUGUCACAUAUCAAACAAACUGAAUGUCAGGGAGCCGCUGAAUGGAAACCGGACCAGGACAAUUAUGUAUUGGUUUAUUUUUAAUAUGUUUUCUGAUACUUUGGACAGGUUGAUUUCCCUCUUCAUACAUGUGUGUGUAUAUAUAUAUACACAUAUAUAUAUAUAUAUAUAUAUAUACACACACAUGAUGGAGGGGAUUUUGGCCGUUCAGCCACUGUUUGGGAGCGGGCUUUCUGCUGUCACGUCGAGGCUCAGUGACGUCCUUUUGUCUCCGCGGGAAGCGACUGUGUGGCUGCAGUUGUUCAGGUCAAGGGGGACGUUUUCAGUGGAGCCGUUGUCCCUUUUACUCUCACAACUCCCUAAACUCUGCACUGCACUGUCUCUGGCUUGCAUGUGUUCUGGUGACCGGGCAAAAAAAAAAAAAAAAAACACAAGGAAGAAGCUUAGAACUCAGGGUAUAUAGUGUUAAAAAUGGUCUCGUUGGACACACUUCUUAUGUCCGUAGUAUAAUCGUGCACUUCUCUUCAGGUGGGGAAACAAUUCCUCAGUCACUGGUUCCCAAACAAUCUGCCUCAAGGUCUCAACGAGCCCACACUUUCCCCCGAGGAGCGCCGGAGCCCCCCGAGCGGAGCCGUGACAGCAGAAACGCCCCCCAGCUCCCGUUUAGUCCACUCUACACACAACCUCACAACCCAACUGUGAACCUCAGAACUCUACUGUUUUGUACAUCUAUGAAGUAAAUGAAGCUAGCUAGAGCUGAUUUGUUGUAUCUAUUGCCAUUUAUGAAUUUAUUUUAUAGCAUGAAAUAAAAUAUAUUUAUUCAAAUUAUAUAUUUUACUCAUAAUCAUUCUGUGCUGCUUUUUGUUUUUGUUUUUAAGCUUGUAAAUUGCUUUUUUACUAUCAAAAAAAUGUCAAUAGAAUAAUGCGUUUGUAAAAUAAAGACGCUCAUUUGGCUCC
This is a messenger RNA of Gasterosteus aculeatus aculeatus (three-spined stickleback), 6549 nucleotides long. It is a transcript of the gene zbtb34, whose product is annotated as zinc finger and BTB domain containing 34. Lineage: Eukaryota; Metazoa; Chordata; Actinopteri; Perciformes; Gasterosteidae. Gene Ontology annotation, molecular function: DNA-binding transcription factor activity, RNA polymerase II-specific; RNA polymerase II cis-regulatory region sequence-specific DNA binding; protein binding. The record is from RefSeq and is a predicted model, not a curated record. Gene Ontology annotation, biological process: regulation of transcription by RNA polymerase II.